AUGAGUCAACUUGAAUAUAAAGCAUAUGAAGUUUACUCAGGUAAUCUUCUGAUUGAUUAUUGGUCUCAUUAAGAAAAUGAUCGAAGCUAUCCUACAAUUUAGAUGAAAAAAAUUAAUAAAAAAAUGAAUAAACUAUAAAUUAAAGAAACUAAAAGAAAAUAAAAAGAGCAAGAUUAAAUGAUUGAAAAAAUAAUAGCUUUAUGUAUUUGA
This is a messenger RNA of Paramecium sonneborni, 210 nucleotides long. NCBI's taxonomy places the organism in Eukaryota, Ciliophora, Oligohymenophorea, Peniculida, Parameciidae. The record is from the annotation of a GenBank genome assembly.